Molecule: messenger RNA, 7926 nt
Organism: Colius striatus (speckled mousebird)
Lineage: Eukaryota; Metazoa; Chordata; Aves; Coliiformes; Coliidae
Gene: CAMK2D
Product: calcium/calmodulin dependent protein kinase II delta
Exons: 20
Coding region: 336-1817 (493 amino acids)
Biological process (GO): protein phosphorylation
Cellular component (GO): neuron projection; cytoplasm
Molecular function (GO): ATP binding; calmodulin binding; calcium/calmodulin-dependent protein kinase activity
Source: RefSeq, a predicted model, not a curated record
GCGCCGGGCUCGAGCGCCUCCCGCCGCCGUCCCCGCUGUGGAGCGGAGCGGAGCGGACGGGAAAGGUCCUUUCCCCGCUCCUGGUGCAAGCCCACGUUCCCGGCUGCGGUGGCGAGGGGAGGGGAGAGGGAAGACCGGAGACCUGCGCGGGGAGGACGCGCCAGCUGGCAGAGAGGAGGGCGCGGAGGCAGCCCCGUCACGAGAGGAGGCGGUGGCGGGGAGGAGGAGGAGAAGGAGAAGCCGGCGCGGAGCCUCGCCUCCCCUCACCACAGCUCCUUCGCCGUUACAGUUUCGCCGUCCCUGGCCGCCGGAGGUACCGGCGGCCGCCCGUCCUCAUGAUGGCCUCAACCACCAUCUGCACCCGGUUCACCGACGAGUACCAGCUCUUCGAGGAGCUCGGGAAGGGAGCGUUCUCAGUCGUGAGAAGAUGUAUGAAAAUCACCACAGGACAAGAGUAUGCUGCCAAAAUAAUCAACACCAAAAAGCUUUCAGCUAGGGAUCACCAGAAACUGGAAAGAGAAGCUAGAAUCUGUCGCCUUUUGAAGCAUCCCAAUAUUGUGCGGCUUCAUGACAGCAUAUCAGAAGAAGGAUUCCAUUACUUAGUCUUUGACUUAGUCACUGGAGGUGAAUUGUUUGAAGACAUAGUUGCAAGAGAAUACUAUAGUGAAGCAGAUGCCAGUCAUUGUAUACAGCAGAUUCUAGAAAGUGUUAAUCAUUGUCAUCUAAAUGGCAUAGUUCACAGAGACCUGAAGCCUGAGAACUUACUUUUAGCUAGCAAAUCCAAGGGAGCAGCAGUAAAACUGGCAGACUUCGGAUUGGCUAUAGAAGUGCAAGGAGAGCAACAGGCUUGGUUUGGUUUUGCUGGUACUCCUGGAUACCUUUCUCCAGAGGUGUUACGAAAAGAUCCUUAUGGAAAACCUGUGGAUAUGUGGGCAUGUGGUGUCAUUCUGUAUAUCCUUCUGGUGGGAUAUCCACCUUUCUGGGAUGAAGACCAGCACAGGCUUUACCAGCAGAUCAAGGCUGGUGCUUAUGAUUUUCCCUCACCAGAAUGGGAUACAGUGACUCCUGAAGCAAAAGACCUUAUCAAUAAAAUGCUUACCAUCAACCCAGCAAAACGUAUCACAGCAUCAGAAGCACUGAAGCAUCCAUGGAUCUGUCAACGUUCUACUGUUGCCUCUAUGAUGCACAGACAAGAGACUGUAGAUUGCUUGAAGAAAUUCAAUGCAAGAAGAAAACUAAAGGGGGCCAUUUUGACAACCAUGCUGGCUACCAGAAAUUUCUCAGCAGCGAAGAGUUUACUGAAAAAGCCAGAUGGAGUUAAGGAGCCCCAAACUACAGUAAUCCACAACCCUGAUGGAAAUAAGGAAUCCACAGAGAGUUCCAAUACAACCAUUGAAGAUGAGGAUGUGAAAGCUCGUAAGCAGGAGAUUAUCAAGGUUACUGAGCAGUUGAUUGAAGCUAUCAACAAUGGGGACUUCGAAGCUUACACAAAAAUCUGUGAUCCUGGCCUUACAUCUUUUGAACCUGAAGCUUUGGGUAAUCUAGUAGAAGGGAUGGACUUUCACCGGUUUUACUUCGAAAAUGCUUUGUCCAAAAGCAAUAAGCCAAUCCACACCAUUAUCCUCAAUCCUCACGUGCACCUGGUGGGCGACGACGCGGCUUGCAUUGCAUACAUCCGGCUGACGCAGUACAUGGAUGGCAGCGGGAUGCCAAAGACCAUGCAGUCGGAGGAAACGCGAGUCUGGCACCGUCGCGACGGGAAGUGGCAGAAUGUUCAUUUUCACCGGUCAGGGUCACCAACAGUACCUAUCAAGUAAGAAACAAUUCAGACCACAAGCUUAAACUAUGUAGGACAGACCAAAUAGUCUAAUAGCUGCUUUUGGCCUUAAAAACCAUGAAGCCGUCCUCUUGAAAGUGUAAUUUCUUGUGGUCAUUUCUUCAGUGUGUAUUAUAUUUAGUAGUGUGCAUAUAGUGUUGGUGCAAAUAUUUUUAAAUUAAUGCUGUUUAAUUGUUUUCAACUGUGAUGCCCAUUGAUCCAAUUCAGUCCCUGAACUGACAGCUUGAAGAGCAGAAAAAUCUUUUCACGUGAAUAAGGCUCAAUACAAGUCACAGAAAAUAGGAUUGGAAGUCCUGAAAUAGAAUUUCAGGAAAACUCAGAAAAAAAUGAAAGGCACUAGGAUACAUGGAGCUGUUAGAGCUGGCCAGAGAGCUUCAAGGAAAAAAGUAUCAUUGUUCUGAAGAACUGGAGCUUGAGUUAACAUUUAUUGUGAUUUCCUGCCACCUCUACUUAUUCAGGCCUAGUUAACUUCACUCCAAGUCAAUUUUGAACCAGGUCACGUAUUUACUUAGUAAAUUAAGUCAUACAAGUACCUAUAAUGUUCUUAUCUCUUUUUCCACAUUCUUUGCUUAACUGCUGAGUAGUCACUGUGAAAGCUAAGACAUGUGUGAGUAAACCUCACGUCUCUCCCAUCAUCAUUUUUCUCUUCUCUGCACACCCUGUCAUAUCCUUGGAGUCAUGCCACAACUCAGUGUGCACAAACCUGAAAUCAUUGAGCUAGAUUUCCAGCAGUGUAAAUUACAAUAUGUUUGUAGUUCCAGUAACAAGUCAGAGAGUCAUAGCUUCUUCAAGAGGUUUUGCUCAAGUCCUUUCCUUUCCCUCUUGCAGCCUUUGCUAAUGCUGCCGUGUCCCUUACAGCCGAACCUCACUGACUUCUGCCUUAGACUAGGCUGUUUCCAAACUUAGGCAGUGCUACAGGCCUUGGUUUGCUCAGGUGCAAGCCCUCUGCAUAGGAUAUAAUCACAUUCAUGUGAAGUGUCUUCAUGUGGAGAGUGGCUGAAUUUCCUGGUGUAGAUAAGAGCUUAUAUUUCAUUGUCCCCUGUUUUACUUCUUGCAAUGCUAAUGUCUUGUAUUAAGUAAAACCUGAUACAGUAAGGAACAUGAUGAAAUGAAGUGUUAAACUUCAAUGGCGAUUAAUUUAUUUUUUGAAAAGUAGGGGAAAAAAUGAUUACCUAGUGAUAAUUAUUGUAUUUUACUUAAAAACAGGAACCUGUCUUGAUCAGGAAUCAUGUUGUUUAUCACAUUCCAGCUGCACUGCCAAUGUUUAAAAAGAUAAUGUUGAAAGGAUAGCUACAUUUUCUUGAAAUUCAGUGUGAUAUAGACUGAUCAUGUUUUCAUAUCGGGAGUGUUUUGUCAAGGCAUCUGACCUGGUAUUUGUAGAGACAGAAAGCAGAAGUGAAGCAGGUUCACCUGUCCCAGUGCAGCCCAGACAGCAUUUAUAGAAGAAUUAUAUGAAUGGGCCUAAAGAAUUCUUUCAUUUUUUUCUUUUGGGUGUAUUUUUCCCCAUCGUUUAUUUAAGAAGGCUUGGAGGAGUGGUCACAUUUUUUUUUUAACUUUACCAUAUUUAUAUGAAACAAUUUCUAAACAGAAAAGAUUAUGUAUAACACUCAUUGUGAGACACCAAAACAGAAGGCAACAAAAUAGCCAUCUUGUUAAUAUUUUCAUGGAAGAUUGUAGAAUUUGCUGAGUAACUCCUGUGAUAAUUAUUUGAGUAAUACUUAUAGAGAUACACUGAGUAACUUCUGCAGAUGGUUCUCUUUGAGGUACAGUGUUAUAACAGCAGCCUUAAUACUUAGUUGACGUAGCAUGUACAUAGCAUGUGACAGGCCACUGUGUGCUGUGACACAUGCUGUGACACAUACUGUUCCUAUGAACAAUUGCCAGAGGUAGUUUUUUCUGGAAUAUAAAGGGUGUGUACAUGCCACAGAGCAACUCCUGGCCCUUCAGACUUGCACGUCUCAAGAGAAUGCAGUCAUGCCCCUCAGAAGCAGUGACAGUGUUUAGGGCUUGUGUAAUGUCAGGUUUUUGUGGCUGCUCCCAGUCUCUAAUGAAGACAGGAAUUUCUAGGACUGCUAAGGAUGGAAGGGAAAGAACUUGAGAGGUAAUUUUUUUGACAUGGCAGGGUUCUGUCAAUGUCAGUGAGUGUUCUGAGCCUAUGAGGUCAGACAGAAGAGAUUUCAGGUUUGUGAGAGGGUUUCCAAGCUGAAAAUGUCACAGAAGGAGGUGUAGCAGCAAAAAACGAAUAGAGCAUGGCUAAGACUCAAGGAGAGAUGCUCUGAGAUUAUAACUUAGUCCUAGAUAUGUAGCCUCUAGCGCUCUCAACAACGUCACAGAAACCCUUUACUUAAACCUUAUCUUGGAUUCCAAGGGGGUUUUUGGACUUGCUCAUAUCACUGUUCUGAAAUAUCAUUGGUCUGGUGGUUAGAAAGUUCCAGUCUUAAUUUUAGUCUUAUUCGGUGUAUCCUCAGUUAUUCUUAUUUCAUUGUUGUUCUCCUGUACUGGGGAUAGGUGUGCAGACAGGAGCUGGUUUAUAUAAAGGCUGAUUAGAUCACUUCCUACCUUCUAUUUGUGCAGUGUAAAUAAACAAUACUAACUUGGCUUUUUGUGACAGGAUCUCCAUUUUCCUGACUACCUUAAUAACGCUUCACUGUCUUUUUUGGUUUGAGGUUUGUCUUUUCAUUAGUUUGGGUUCUUCUGAAACACUGUCUACAAUUGUGGUCAGGGCUUUAUUUAACUUCACCACGUCUUUUCUUUUCCCUGUUGAGAAAGCCACACCUGUUAUGUUUGCACUUUUGCAAUCUACAUCACAUCAGUGGAUCCUCUAAGACAGUCAUAUAUUUAUCCUUAACUGUUGUGUCCAACCAGUGAGUGCAUAGCCUGCGGCUUUGAGUGUGCAACUGUUGAGUGUUCAGCUUUGUACCUCCUGUAAUGACAUGUAACGUUUCUGGAUUACCCAGCCCUCAAGGUUAUUUGAUGGCUCUUGCACAAUACUCUUGUUUUCCUUUGUAUUUAUAGUGCCUUCCACCUAAGUGUAAGUAUACUGUGUGUAAGGACAGCCCUACUGCUAUUGCUUAGGCCAUUAGCAGAGACUCAUGAGUCUCCCCUGGGCCAAUCAUUCCCCUUUCAGCCCAAGGCAUUGGCGUUUUUCUCAAAUUUAACUGGUAGGUUCCCAUGUUACACCAUGCUAAAACUUGCCUUCUAUAACCCAUCUUGACCAGACUGACUUGAACUUCACCUUUGCAUUUCCAGCAUACCAAUAACUAUUUUGGAAAGCUGCAGAAGAAAUUUAAUUGAAAUAUCAUUGUCUGUUGUCCUUCCAUUCUUUUCUCAUAUUUGAAGUUUAUACAGUCUACAGACAUUUAUUUCAUUCUUAACAAUGACCAGUAGUUAAUAAUGGCACUUCCAUUAUAAAAAUUACCUUACACAGGAUAUCUGAAGAAGAAUUUCAAAACUAAUAAGCUUGCAAAAGCAAUUGUAGCUGUGUUUGACUUUUGCAAAUGUAAUGUCCUAAAUGAUGUCAAAUCAGUUGUUGUUAGCACAGUCGCUUAUUUGUUUUCAGGACUAUGUAAGGAGUAUAUAGAUAUUGUAAGGAUGGAACUGAGCUCAUUGGUAGCUGUAAGUAAAUGGAAAUGUUUCCUUACGGCAGUUAAUUUGUUUGGACAACAAUAUAAGCACAAAUGUAUAUUUAGUUUAUUAAAAAACUAUAUUUGUCGUUUUUGCUGCGAGUCAUGCAGCCAAACUUUGGUUUCUAUCUUGUGCAUUGUUUCUCUCUGAGUGAUAUGACUGGUGUGAUCUUAGGAAGUUUUUAUCUGUAUUUCACGUUCUUAAGAAUUUGUGCUCAUGUGUUUCUACAGAUCUGUGUCUGCAUCCACACAAAGUGGGACCUGCAUGAUACAGGCAGGGAAAGGGCUAUUGGACCUAAAACCUAAAUUCAGAUAUGAGGCUCCCAGGCUUAUAUUUCCUCACUUACCACACCUUACACCUUCUUAGGCUUUCAUAAGUUGAAUACCAAACAGCAGGAAGACUUCAGUAAAGAGUUUGUUCUGUGUUUAUACAGUGCCUAGCACAGCGGGAUCCCACUCACGACUUCGGCCCCUAGAUGCUACGCUAAAAAUAUCAGCGGUGCCGCUCUUGCAUUUUCUGUACCCAACGCACCUGGUUGAUUACCAUCUUGGCCAUCCUGUUCUCUUCAUGCAUGUUUCUGAGUGCAUGAAGUUGUGAAGGUUCUUCAUGUAACACAUUUGUGAUGCACCAUGUUACUGUGUAUUCCAUCUGUACACUGUUAACAUUUCAAUGAAGGUGAUAUUCCAUGCAAAUAGAGAUAAUAAGGAAUAAAAGACAACAAAAAUAUUUGAUGGACAGCAGUAGAUACUGAAUACACUUGUCACUUGCUCCAUUUAUGCCAAGUUUUGACAGACAACUUUAAAAACUAUGCUGUUUAUUAAAAAAAAGGAAAAAAAAAAGAAAAAGUACAUUUUGCCCUCUUUUUUUUAAGAACUGGUUUUUGACUGUUCCUCUUCCCCUGAGUCCCAGGAUUUUGCUUUGGUUCUGGUAGGAACAGUUAGGAUUUCCGCUGGCAGCUCCAUUACUGUAAAUCAGGUUUUUAUUACAACAUGUAGAUGGACAAAAUCGCAGAUCAAUGUGGAAGUGAUAGUAUCUUGGCUUUAUACCUAGCUGAAGCCUUCUUAGUUUGUUAGUCUAUGUAAACUGGAAAAAUCUCAUCAUUUACUGGCUUGUCACUUCAGAAUUAACUACGUUCUGGAGAGCCAACAGCUUCUUUUCCUCUUUUGAGACUCUACCUUUGCUACUAUGCUAAUGGAAAAUGUCUAUUAGAUGAUUGAGCAAAAUCAAAAAUUGUAAGGAACCAAGUGACAAUUGAGAGGUGGGUUUUGAGGAUUAAAAUGGAAGAGUAGAGAAAGUUUUUUAUCACUUCUAGGAACAUACCAUAAUUUUUUUAAAGAGGCUUUAAAAACAAAAUUUUGGUUAAGAUGUAGACCAGUUGUGUGGUUAAUAUACUCGAGAAAUAUUAGGCCUUAAAAGCUUAGUGUGAGGAAUUUACUUAGCUUACACUGCUGCUGUUGCUUCUCUGGAAAUGUAUUAUAGAUACGCCAGUUUUCUAAGAAGACUCUUAACACUUCACCACAGAUUUGUUUCUCCCCGAUCUUUCCCUUCAAUCUGCUCUUGGUUUCUUUAAACUCUCCAACAACGUUACAAUAUCAAGGAGAACAAUCUUUGCAGCGUUGCCAGCUUGGUUUGGCCCCUGAUGUGUGGCUGCCCAGGGAACACUCUCGGUGUCAGUUCAGAACACAAACGUUGUAACAGGGAUGAUUUUUGCUUCCUGUAUGUUGCUGCUAAAAUACAUCUUUGCAAGCAUUUAGGUUUCUUCCCUCACAUUUUUUAAUAGGAAACAUACAAGGAUAGGUUAUUUCUUUUCUUUCGUUUGUGUAUUGUUCUGUUACCCACAGGGCUAAGUGUUUUCUGCAGCGCUGUACAGUGCAUGGUAUUUCAGUCAAUGUCCUUUUUAGCAGUUACAAAUUUACAACUCGGCAGCCUGAAAUUUUUAAAAUUGGAAAGCUACCGAAUCACUUCACCUUUCUGUGUUGAUUACUAAGCAAAAGCAGUUCUUAAACAUUUUGAUGUUGUUACUCGUGGAUGUAUGGUAGAUGGAUUUAAGCUUCUCUGAUAAUUACAUGAUUUUAAACAAUAUAUAUUUAAAAUAAGCAUCUACAAUAAAUGUGUUGAGCCAUAUUAACCUGCCAUUGGGAUCUGUGAAAAAAGUAAUGGCCUCAUUUUUUUUUUUCUCAUUAAUUUCUUUACCCUUUUUGUGAAGCGGCUCUAAGUGGCAUAACUGUAUUUAAAAUUAACAAAUUUAGGUGUAGGGUGUUUUUUUUAAUACUUCUAACAUAGCAUGUGGUGUUGAUGUAUUACUGUAGACCAAGUUUGUCUUCCACACCAAGCCGUGAGGAAAUUGUGAUUUGUUCUCUCCACCACAAUGGAAUUAUACACUUCUGUCAUUUUGGAACACUGCAGUUUACCAUGGGACACAGUGUACAUAUUUCUUGCCAUAAUGGUAAAUGAUUGAUAUAUUU